This is a messenger RNA of Eriocheir sinensis (Chinese mitten crab), 7100 nucleotides long. RefSeq lists its product as uncharacterized. The record is from RefSeq and is a predicted model, not a curated record. The transcript has a single exon. The coding region runs from base 834 to 7085 and encodes 2083 amino acids. NCBI's taxonomy places the organism in Eukaryota, Metazoa, Arthropoda, Malacostraca, Decapoda, Varunidae.
UGUCGUGGUGUCAUGAGUGAAGUGACAAGAGAACACGGGAGAGCUGUACAAGCUGCGAAGGGCCUGGUUCAAUGUAUGAGGUGACAGAACGUUCAUACAGCGCUGAGUGUUAAGUGUUUGCGUUACUCACGGCGGAAGUGAUUGUCGCGCUUUAAGGAAUGGAGUGACGGAACAAGAAUAAUGCGGACUCGAUGGCUGCCGAAGGACUGUGGUGGCGGUGUGGCGACAGUCUGGUGGCCGGGCUGGUGUGUGUGUACGCGGCGUUCCUUUAUCGGUGGAGUGACGACACAACACUCUGACUCUGGUUGCCCGGCUUGGUGGAGUGUUCAGAGAAGACGUGUUUGUAGACGACAGUGUUUGUGUUGCCUGAGUAGGUGAAGUGGUGCUAUGUAUUGUGUUUUUGCGUGCGUGUCAAUAAUCCCGUCCGUCCUUGUCAGCCGCGGACCCUGGCGUGAAGUGACGGGUCGUGCCUCACGUCGUCGCGGGCAAAGCUGGCAGGUCCGCGCCGCAGGUUUAUCUCAGCGCCGUUGUUUGUCACGUGACGCCGCGGUGCCUGUGUGUGUCGCGGGACGUGUCAGUGACGCCUAAGCAGGGCUGGCAAGUGUUUCCUGGUCAAGGGCUCAUCGCAGAGCCUCGUGAAUCCCGGCACGUGUCGGCGGCGUGUACUGCGGGGUCGUGAGCGCCGUGCCCGGAGUAAUGUUUGAUGUCUUUUUUCCAGGCUUUGUACAGACGAGGAACUUUACAGUGAAGUGAUCGCGGGGAGUGGCGUGCAGUGAGCCUCAUGAUGAGGAGGCUGAGUGAGGUUGGUGACUGAGUAAGGCAGUGAUGAGACAAUGGAGAGUGACUAUGACCCGUUCUUGAGGACUCUGCCUCGGGGCUCUGACCCCGAGGGCCUGGUGACCUGGUGCACCGACGCUGACCACGGCAGGUGCAAGGCCUACCUAGCCAAGGUGAUCAGCGUGGACGAGAAUGACAGCGAGGCCAGCGACGAGGAGAAAGAAGCAGAGUCCCGCCUGCAGUCCGCGCCGCCGCUGUACAUCACAGAAAACGUGGUGCACGGCGCGCGGCCCUUCGAGGCGCAGACUUUUGUAUCCUUCGCCAGGCCGACCCACGAGGCGUGCCUGGGCGGGGCCGUGGCGGGGGACAAGGUGUUCGAAGGCUUCGCCGACGACGGGACGACCUACUACUUCGAUGACGCCGUCAUCACGGAGAGCUGCUUCGACUGUGAGGCGGAGGGCGAGGCCAACAGCGACCUGCCGGCCACCGAGGCUUACGAGUCUCCCAUCCUGUGGGUGCCCGCGGCGGAGGGUCCGUGCGACCCUGCCGCGGGAGACGCGCGGGGCGGAGACGACCUAAGAGGAGAGGUGUGCUGCGGGGGCGGCCCCGCCCCCCUGACGGCGGCGCUGGACACCAUAGAUGGAGCAAUUAUCUCGGAGAUUUUUCCUUCAGGGAAAAAUCCUGACGAAGAUAUACACGCCGAAGUGAAAGUGGAGACCCUCAUCUCCUUCAGUGAACCUGAUCGUGGCCCCGACGUGCCGCCCCCGGCCUGGGGGGGCGGAGCAGCCUCCCGUGACCUGCCGGGCGGCCAGGCGGGAGGCGGCGGCGACGCGGCUCCUGACUCCGUGACCAGCACCCUCCAGCUGGUCUUUUCGUGCCAGCCACACAACACACUGGACGAGGCUGCGGCCUGCGGCGGUGCUCCCGAACAAGCGGAGCACGCCGCGCCCUGGCGAACCCCGAGGGCGGCGCGGGGGGGCCAGGACGGCGCCGCGGAGGAUGUGACGUCAGCGGGGGAGCAAAGAGAGAAUGAGGACAGGAAAGGCAGAGGCGGGGCGGAGGAGCAAGACGUGGAAGGCGGAGAGAAGGGAUGGGAGGGAAAUGGGACGGUAGGCGAAGAGAAGGGAGAAAAAACUGACGAGCUUGAUGAAAAAGAACAAUACCAGGAAGAACAGGAAGAAGAACAAGGGAUUAUAGAGUGUGAGAAAGAUGGAAAACGAGAGUUGGAAGGAGAACAAGAACAAGAACAAGAGGGGGAUGAGGAGGUUAUUGUGGUCAUAAAGGAAAAAGACACAGAACAGCAAGAGGAGGAGGAAGAAGAAGAAGCAAAGGAAGAAGAGAAGGAGGAGGAGGAGGAGGAGGAGGAGGAGGAGGAGAGCGAGGCGGCACCUGACGACCUAAGUAAUGAGACAGAACGGCUGAGAUACGCGGUCAGUCGGCAGGUUAAUGGCGCGAGAGGCCGCGAUAUUACCCCGGCAGAUGAGGCGGAAGAGAGGGACGAGGAGGAGGAAGAGGACGAGAAGGGAGAGAUGGAGAAAGAGAUGAAGGGGGAGGAAAGACAGGAAGAUGAGAGGGAGAUAGAAGAGGAAGAGAAGGAGGAGGAGGAGGAGGAGGAGACGGAUGGGGCGACUGAAAUAGCGAUCGCCAAUACAGUGGAUGGAAUUAAUGGGGCGCGAGGGAAGGAAGUCGAUGCAGGAGACGCCGCCGGUGACUCUGACUGUUUAGGAAUUGCCGGGGAAGCGGAAGACGAGGAGCCUCUGACGGGGGUGAAGGAGGAGGAGGAGGAGGAGGAGGAGGAGGAGGAGGAGAACAAGCAGGAAGAAGAGAAUGAGAAAGACGAAGUGAUGAAAGAAGAGGAGGAGGAGGAGGAGGAGGAGGACCAAAAAAACAGAAACGAAGAAAAUGAAGGCCAAAUGGAAGAGGAUAAAGAGGAAGAACUCAAAGAAGAAGAAGAAGAGGAGAAAGAGGAAGAAAACAAGACAGAAGAAAUGAUAGGAGAAGAGAAGGAGCAGCGAGAAGACAGUAGCGAAGAAGAAAACGAAGAAAAAGAGAAAAAAGAGGAGGAUAAUGAGGAAGAAACCAACCAAGAGGAAGAAGAAGAGGAGGAGGAGGAGGAGGAGUGUACUGAAGCAGAACUCUCCCUUAACAACAACAACAACAAAAGACAUGAAGGAGGAGAAUCUGAGGUGAAGUGCGUCAUGUUAGUGGACUUCGAGAACGAGAUCGACGCAACUUUGGACGCUUCAGAUACCGCCGGAGACGCCGACGAAGGCAUGACCCUGUCCCUCGUCGGCGGAGAACACUUGGCCACGUACAGUGUUUCUGAAGACGUGGCGGACAACCCUGGCGUCCCCCUUAUCACCAUAUCAUCCUACGUAUCCUGCUCCGAGCCUCUAGAAGCCUCCUCGUGCCCGCCAAGCCUUCCCGUGGCGGCCGAGGGGGAGUCUUGGUGGAGUGCCGGGGCCGGGGCGGGCGAGGGUCAAGGGGCAGAAGGGCUCGGUGCCUUGCCUGGCCAACGGACGGAAGAGAGCGCCACAGAAAACCUCUAUGAGUUAAUAACCGGGGACCGUUUGAGUUAUUAUGGAGCGCCGGGGGAGUCUGGCAGUGGGAAAGCCCUCACGCCCGAGCCUGAGUGCCGGGAGGGGAAGGAGGAGGGGGGGAAGGAAGAAGAGGAGGAGGAGUGUCACCCUGUCACACCCCAGCCGCCGCCGUCGCCACCUCAAGGACACAGCGGCCGAGGCGGGACAGUCGCCGGUGAAGGUGUUGGUUGUUUGCGCCCCGAGUCCUGCGCUGAGAGGGAAGACUUACAGAACCAUAAACAGGAAGCCGCCGGCCUCCUCCUGCGCGGCGCGGUGGAGGGAGGAAGUGAGGAUGAGCUCUGUGCCUCGCAAUUUGACGUAAACAAGGAAGAUGAAGACGCCGCGCCGCAGGAAGACGCGUGUUUACACCUGGACCACUCUUGCCUGUCUGUCGGCGGUGAUGGAGUGUUAUUGCCGUCCUGCGAUGCGCCCGACGCUUCGCCCAUUGUCUUAAACUGCGAGGCGGGGGAAGCGGCGGUCGCGGGGCACAAGACUUUCACCGACGCUGAGGAAUCGAGACGGGGAUCUGUGGACGCCCUGGAAUUAGCAGACGACCUUGUGCCGCGCGAGCAGGUUCCUCCCACAGGUCAAGUUGAUCCUCCCGUCGAGAGUAGUGACCCCCCGAGGCAGGGCAGUGACGGGGAGAGCGGCGCUGCUCAGCCGGACGUAGCAAGCCCGGGCGACCAACCACGGGGCGAGAGCAGCAGUGAGACUGUAGAUAGUGGCGAGGACGGGCACAGUGAGGGACCGGAGGCGACGGUUUCUGGCACCUCAUUAUCAGGGUUUGAAGUGGAGGCUCCGUGUGUUGCUGAGCUUGUGGGCGAUUCUUCAGAGAUCGAAGUCUUGGCCCAACCCGAAGACGUAAAGACCUACCCUGCCGAGGACACUGCUGCAGGGGACACGAACUUUGCUCUCGAGAUUGACGUGAACCUUGAAAGUGGACUUGACGAGGAGAAGGCGACCCGCGAGGACAGUGAGGCAGAAAAAGAAGACAUACUCGAAGAGGAGGAGAAGGAAAGGCAAAUCCAUAAAGAGAGGGAAGUGGAAAAACAGAGUGAUGAAGAGGUAACCAAAGAGGAAACCAAAGAGAAGGAGAAGGAGGAGGAGGAGGAGAAGGAGGUGAAGUUAAUAGAGGAGGAGGAGGAGGAGCUCGGGAACGAAAAGGAGGAGGAGGAGUCAUCAUCCCACGAGAGUGAAGAAGAAAAGGAGUUAAUUCAAGACGAGAGUGAAAGGAAGACGAACCCGGUACAGGAGGCUUGUGAGGAGGAAGAAGAGGAGGAGGAGGACGAGGAGGAGAGCGAGGAAGAUAAGAAGGAAGCACAGGAAGCAACAGUAGAAGAAGAGUCACUUGAGUCGCGGAGUCGUGGUGAAGUCGUUGGGAGUCUUCCUGAACGACUCCACGACACCGAAGAAGGGAAAGAGCUUGAGGCACCAGGUGAUUUGAUGGUUCCUGAGAGCCUCCAAGUGCCUGAGGUCGAAAGUGACGCCGAAGAUCACAGUGAAGGUGAAAAACUGAACCCUGACCAAGAGGAAUGUGAUGAAAGUGAAGCGAUAGUGAUCAGGGAGGCAGGAAAGAGUGAUGAGGGGAAGGAGAGUGAGGAGGAAAAACUAGAAACUGAUAAAGGAGAGAAGGGGAGCGAGUGUGUUAAGGGUGGAGAGAAAGAGCAAAGUGAGGAGAUCGUAGAAAGAAGAGAGUGCGUGGCGGGGGAAGACAAAGAGGAUCAGAGCGGCGGUGACCUGAGGGUUGAAAUACCUAAAGAGCGCAGUGAUACAGGUGAAAGCGAUGAUGAUGAAUGUGGCGGUGACGACGAGGUGACUGAUGAGGUGCGUGACAGUGACAAAGUGACGGAACGAGACGAGUGCGUGGAGACGGAGGACGGAAACGCAACUGACACGGAAGCAACCCAAAGAGAGACUUCGAGUGAGGACGGCGGCGCUGACGGAGUAGAAGCGGAUGCGAAGCGUGACAGAACAAACAGCGAAGAGAAGGAAGAAGAGGCGGAAGAGAAUGUAUUAGUGGAGGCAUCCCAGGGAGCAGACAUUGAGGCACUUAAGCUAACGAAGGAAAGCGAGGAGGAAUACGUAGACGAAGAAGAAGAAGAGGAAGAAGAAAUAAAGGAGGCGUCCCAGGGAGCAGACAUCGAGGCACUUAAGCAAACGAAGGAAAGCGAGGAGGAGUGCGUAGACGAAGGAGAGAAAGAAGGAAAAGAAAAAGAAGAAGAAGCAGAAGAAGAACUGAUAAAGGAGGCAAUCCACGGAGAAGACAUUGAGGCACUUAACCCAAGCAAGGAAAGCGAGGAAGAGGAGUGUACAGAAGAAGAAGAAGAAGCAGCGGAAGACGAGAUCGAGGUGCCGCUGGUGGAAUCCCAAGAAGACGGAGGAGAGCCAGCGUUUACCAGGGAAAGUACAGCGUGCGUUGGUGGCGUUGGCGCAAUACAAGCACGAGAUCACGCCGCCAGUCAGGAUCAGAGUGUUGGCGCAUCGGACGGAUCAAACAUUGCGGACGGUGGCGCAACAACACUCACUGGCUCUCCGGGGCGGGACGUGACGAGCGACGAAGAAAACGAGACGCGGAUUGACAGUGAAAGGGAAGACGAAGACCCCGGCGCUGGGGACGGAGGGAGGGGUGAUGGGGGUCAGGUAGUGGGCGGCGGUGAGGUGACGGACGAAGAGGAAGAGGAGGACGAAGACAGUGUUGGCAGCAGUCAGGCGGUCACUGUGCCUGCGGAGAACGCAAGGCGGGACAAGGUUGUGGCGCACGUGAGGUUUGCGGUUUGGGAGGAGCGUGAGGAGGAGGAGGAGGAGGGAGAGAGUCACGUAACUCAAGGCACCGAGGGGCCGGGGAGCGCCAUGCCUGCGGGACUCACCAUGGCGGCGGAUGACAUAAUAGCGAUGGAUGCCAUCAAGAAGGCGUUUGAUGACAGAAUGGAGAGCGAGGAGGAGGCGGUGGUGGUGGAGCGGCGCCGGUCCGGGAAGGGCGUGCACGGGUCCGCCAGCAACAGGGACUCGGGCACGAGCUACCUGACCAUGUACGAGACGGAGGAGGAGGAGCAGCGGGGCGCCAAGAAGGGCAGAGAGCAGGAGAAGGAGGACAGUGACGACGACACGCUGGUGGGCCACAGCAGCAGGAGCAGCAGCAGCGAGCACAGCAGCAGGAGCAGCAGCAGCAGUGACGGCUUCUGCAAGACCCACAAGCGAGAGGACAGCGGCGUGUUCGUCCGCUCCAGCCACCGCACGCGUCGCGCCAAGUCCGAGGCGCCCGCCGAGGCGCCCUGCGAGCGGGCACUGCACGACGCCCAGCCCGACGCCACGCCCGCCCCGCCCGGCGCCACCCCCGCCGAGCCCGAGGCGCGGCGCGGGGACGUGGUGGACGCCAGGCUGGAGCGGGUGCGGGACCACGACGACAACCUCAGCCUGCAGAGCGAGGCCGACGAAGGCCACGAGGACGACGGCGAGGGCGGCGGCCGCAGGUUCAAGCGGCGCCGCAGCCAACAGUUCCGCGUGGCGCGGCGGUACAGCGGCCAGAAGAUGAUGCAGCGCAUCCGCCAGGUGGUGCACCUGGGCAAGAAGAGCCACGAGGCCGAGCCGUGCACCGAGGUGCACCCCACCAAGCUGCGGGACCUCGCCAGGAAAGAAAGGUACAGGUGGCGCCCUUUUGUUCUCUCUCUCUCUCUCUCUCUCUCUCUCUCUCUCACACUAAAAAGGAAUGCAUGUCUUUGUAUUGGUUAGGUAGUUGUAUUAAGU